AUGGCAUCGCUGAGAUUGCCCUUCCCCCGCCAGCUUCGGCUGGCUGCCCCGAGGUCAAGGGUCCUCGCCCGCCAGACGUCAGUUUCACCGUGGGUUUGCAACUCAUGCGCCUCAAGCCCGACGGUGACCUCACGCGUCCCGCCUAUGAGGACCUUCAGCGCCAUCACAUCUCUCCAGAACGCCACGAGUGCAAGGAGCACCUCGGUGGACCCCUCCCUUGAACCUCUCCAGAGGCCCGAGUCGUUCAUUCCGCGCCACAUUGGCCCCGAUGUUCACGAUGCCGAGGCCAUGCUCAAGGCCCUUGACCCUCCCGCAAAGUCAAUUGACGAGUUUAUUACCCAGGUCCUCCCUGCGGAUAUCCUGUCCGAGAGGAAGACCUUCGCCUGGGACACCGAGGGCCCGACGGAUGAGAGCAAGAUUCUGGCGAGAGCCACGGCCUGGGCCAAGGCCAAUGAGGCCGCUCCCAAGCCUUUGAUCGGUGCUGGAUACAACCCCAGUGUCACGCCCCGUGUUAUCCAGACCAACGUCCUCGAGAGCCCCGCUUGGUACACGAGCUACACCCCCUACCAGCCGGAAAUCAGCCAGGGACGUCUCGAGUCGCUCCUCAACUACCAGACCAUGGUCUCCGACCUGACCGGUCUCCCCAUCUCCAAUGCUAGUCUGCUGGACGAGGGAACGGCGGCUGCCGAAGCCAUGACUCUGUCAAUGAACGCUCUGUCUACCUCUCGCGCCAAGAGACCCGGCAAGACUUUCGUCGUUUCUCACCUCGUUCACCCCCAGUCCAUUUCCGUUCUCAAGAGCAGAGCCCAGGGAUUUGGUAUCAAGGUCGAGACCCUCGACAUCAGCACUGCUGAGACUCAGGACAAGAUCAAGGCCCUGGGGCAGGACCUGGUCGGUGUCAUGGUCCAGUACCCCGACACCAGGGGCAAGGUGGAGGACUUCAAGGGUCUCUCCGAGCUCGUUCACUCCCAGGGUGCCCUGCUUAGCGCCGCGACCGACCUCCUGGCGUUGACGGUCCUCACGCCGCCUGGCGAAUGGGGUGCCGACAUUGCCUUUGGAAGCGCGCAGCGCUUCGGCGUGCCUCUUGGCUUCGGUGGGCCCCACGCGGCCUUCUUCGCCGUCAAAGAGGCCCACAAGCGCCGCAUGCCCGGCCGCCUGGUCGGUGUCUCCAAGGACAGGAACGGCAACCGAGCUCUGAGACUGGCUCUGCAGACUCGCGAGCAGCACAUUCGCCGUGAGAAGGCCACCAGCAACGUCUGCACCGCGCAGGCUCUUCUGGCCAACAUGGCUGCCUUGUUCGCCGUCUAUCAUGGCCCCGAGGGUCUGAAGGAGAUCGCUUCGAGGUUGAUCCGUCUUGCUCGUGGCGUCCAGGCUGUUGCCGAGGCCGCCGGCUUGGAGACCGAGCAGAGCGGUGCCAGUCCUGAUGGCAAGGUCUUGUUCGACACCGUCGUCAUCAAGGCCAGCGGACAUUCCCAGAACAUCCUGGCCGAGGCCAAGAAGGCUGGACUGGGCUUCCGCGAUUUCGGAAACGGUGAUAUCGGCAUCAGUGUCAACGAGACUGUCAACGAGGAGGUGUUCAACACCAUUGCUGCCGUUCUCGGCAACGCCACGGGUUCGCAAACCGCUGAGGUCGCAAGCAAGGCCUACAGCUCCCUUACCCAGGACAUCACGGAGUUGCUCCCCAAGUCUCUGCGCCGCCAGUCCGCCUACCUCACCCACCCCGUCUUCAACACGCACCGCAGCGAGACGGAGAUGCUUCGCUACAUCCACCACCUUCAGUCCAAGGACCUGUCCCUCGUCCACUCCAUGAUCCCCCUCGGAUCCUGCACCAUGAAGCUUAACAGCGCGACCGAGAUGGCCCUGAUCUCCCUCCCUGGCUUCUCCACGAUUCACCCCCACACUCCCGCGAGCGAGCUCAAGGGCUACACCGCGCUGAUCGAGGACUUGUCGGAGCAGCUCAAGGGCAUCACCGCCAUGGACGCCGUCUCUCUGCAGCCCAACUCGGGUGCGCAGGGUGAGUUCGCCGGUCUGCGCGUCAUCCGCAAGUACCUCGAGCAGCAGCCGGGCAAGAAGCGCGACAUCUGCCUGAUUCCGGUCUCAGCCCACGGAACCAACCCUGCUUCUGCCGCCAUGGCGGGCAUGCGCGUCGUCCCCAUCAAGUGCGAUCAGAAGACCGGCAACCUGGACAUUGAGGACUUGGAGGCCAAGUGCAAGAAGCACGCCGACGAGCUUGGCGCCUUCAUGGUCACUUACCCCAGCACCUACGGAGUCUUCGAGCCCAGCGUCAAGAAGGCGUGCGACCUUGUUCACCAGUACGGAGGCCAGGUCUACAUGGACGGCGCCAACAUGAACGCUCAGAUUGGUAUCUGCUCACCCGGCGAGAUCGGUGCCGAUGUCUGCCAUCUUAACCUGCACAAGACUUUCUGCAUCCCUCACGGUGGCGGUGGCCCCGGUGUCGGGCCCAUCUGCGUCAAGGAGCACCUUGGCCCCUAUCUCCCUGGCCGCACGCCCGAGUCCGAGGAGGCCAUGGUCGCCAGCGCCCCCUACGGCAGCGCUGGCAUCCUGCCCAUCAGCUGGGCCUACAACGCCUUGAUGGGCAACGAGGGUCUGCGGCUCGCCACCAAGACGGCCAUCCUCAACGCGAACUACAUCCUCGCCCGCCUCAAGCCGCACUACAAGAUCCUCUACACCAACGAGAACGGCCGGUGCGCGCACGAGUUCAUCCUCGACGCGCGGCCCUUCAGUGCGACCGCGGGUGUCGAGGCCAUCGACAUCGCCAAGCGCCUGCAGGACUACGGCUUCCACGCGCCGACCAUGAGCUGGCCCGUCUCCAACACGCUCAUGAUCGAGCCCACGGAGAGCGAGAGCAAGGAGGAGCUCGACCGCUUCAUCGACACGCUCAUCAGCAUCCGUGAAGAGAUCCGCGAGAUCGAGGAGGGCAAGCAGCCCCGCGAGGGUAACGUCCUCAAGAUGGCGCCUCACCCGCAGAUGGAUGUUAUCCUGGGCGAUGGCGAGGGCAAGUGGGACCGUCCCUACACCCGCGAGAAGGCGGCAUACCCCUUGCCGCACCUGAAGGAGAAGAAGUUCUGGCCCAGCGUGGGUCGCGUUGACGACACAUACGGUGACUUGAACCUUUUCUGCACGUGCCCCCCAGUCGAGGACACCACGCAAGAGUGA
Molecule: messenger RNA, 3177 nt
Organism: Colletotrichum graminicola M1.001
Lineage: Eukaryota; Fungi; Ascomycota; Sordariomycetes; Glomerellales; Glomerellaceae
Product: glycine dehydrogenase
Exons: 2
Coding region: 1-3177 (1058 amino acids)
Biological process (GO): glycine decarboxylation via glycine cleavage system
Cellular component (GO): glycine cleavage complex; mitochondrion
Molecular function (GO): glycine binding; pyridoxal phosphate binding; glycine dehydrogenase (decarboxylating) activity
Source: RefSeq, a predicted model, not a curated record